AUGACUAGGAAUGACAUCGGUCCGCACGCAAGUUUCGGAGGUGGAUAUGGUCCACUAGUGGGAGAAACCAGAAGCGAAAGCUCAAAAGAUAGAAAAAUGUGCGAAAAAGUGAGGACUCUCAGGAAACAAAGCGUCGUGCUCGUUCAUGGGCUUGCUGGCAGCGCAGGCACCCUCGAUGUCCAACGACAACACCUUCUAGCGGCAGUUUUUAGCUCCCCAUAUAAAGAAACUUCAGCAGUAGAUUUGGUCGAAUCCUUUGUCCCCGAUUCUAAUCGCUCAACGAAGCGAAAACGCCAGACGCCAGCGCCGGCGCCUGUAGCACACGUAGGCCUUUCACUGUGA
This is a messenger RNA of Cooperia oncophora, 342 nucleotides long. Lineage: Eukaryota; Metazoa; Nematoda; Chromadorea; Rhabditida; Trichostrongylidae. The record is from the annotation of a GenBank genome assembly.